Messenger RNA from Zeugodacus cucurbitae (melon fly), 834 nucleotides. Its product is annotated as seminase. Gene Ontology annotation, biological process: proteolysis. Bases 18 to 788 code for a protein of 256 amino acids. Gene Ontology annotation, molecular function: serine-type endopeptidase activity. The record is from RefSeq and is a predicted model, not a curated record. The transcript has a single exon. NCBI's taxonomy places the organism in Eukaryota, Metazoa, Arthropoda, Insecta, Diptera, Tephritidae.
CUACGCAAAUCGUUAUUAUGGCGCACACACAUUUCUUUAAGUUGCUAAUUUCUGUACUUAUCCACCUGUGGCUAUGCCACGGAACAACAUUGGCGGCAGAUGCUAAAGAUAGGCUUAUUAAUGGCGAAACAACGACCAUUGCACGAGCACCAUUUAUGGUGCAACUCCGUUUCAAUGGCCGUUUUACGUGCGGUGGUACCUUGAUAUCACCAAACCACGUACUGACUGCCGCACACUGUGUUAAAGGGAAGGCACGCAAUGGAUUUACCAUUCAUGCAGGCGUUACCAGGUUAGAACAGCCGGGUAUAAGACGCACCGUAACAGCGGCAUUUAUACCACGCGCCUUCACAACAGAAAAUAAAAUGAUGGAUGUGGCUGUUUUGAAAUUAUCACAACCAAUCAAUGACCCGAACGUACGACCGAUUGGCUUGUGCAAUCGUCGAUUGACACCUGGACUGCCAUUGCAAGUGUUUGGCUGGGGUACGACUUCCGAAAGUAGCAAUCGCUCAUCGAAUGUUUUGCGUCGAAUAACCGUGCCAGUUAUUAGAAAAAUGCGAUGUAGCCAACAAUAUCGGAAUAUACAACAGUUGGCAAGGUCUACGUUUUGUGCUGGCAUUCCUGGCAGUAAAGACUCGUGCUCAGGCGAUUCUGGUGGACCGGCAAUACAUGAUGGACGCGUGUGUGGUAUUGUCUCAUUUGGUUUUGGCUGUGGACGUCCAAACUUUCCCGGUGUCUACACCAGUGUACCCAUGGUACGGAAAUUCAUAAGACAGGCAAUGUUAAAAUAAAGUCAAUUCUUUUGUUUAUAUUUACCGCAAUAAAUAUUUACACGAA